AUGGAUUCGAUACCAAUUCAUACGCAGAUAUUGAUGGUGAUUGGAAAGAUAGUUCUUACAUUAUUUUAUGGUACAUUAGGAACAUUUUCCACAGUUCUUCUUCUUAUUUAUAAUGGUCCAAGUAAAUUUUUCCGACGUGUUGAACGAGCAACACCACCAGCACAAGCAAUGGAUCCUGUCUAUGGAAAACAUGAUAUGAUUAAAUUAAAAGCAAGUUGUUUUUCUUCUACCAAUAUGACUCAUAAAAGUUCAUAA
This is a messenger RNA of Adineta steineri, 255 nucleotides long. The record is from the annotation of a GenBank genome assembly. Lineage: Eukaryota; Metazoa; Rotifera; Eurotatoria; Adinetida; Adinetidae.